This is a messenger RNA of Prionailurus viverrinus (fishing cat), 3499 nucleotides long. It is a transcript of the gene RTP5, whose product is annotated as receptor transporter protein 5 (putative). The coding region runs from base 1590 to 3302 and encodes 570 amino acids. The transcript is spliced from 4 exons. Gene Ontology annotation, biological process: protein targeting to membrane; protein insertion into membrane; detection of chemical stimulus involved in sensory perception of bitter taste. The record is from RefSeq and is a predicted model, not a curated record. NCBI's taxonomy places the organism in Eukaryota, Metazoa, Chordata, Mammalia, Carnivora, Felidae. Gene Ontology annotation, molecular function: olfactory receptor binding.
UGGAACAGGAAAUGGUUAAUAGUGUUUGCAAAUAAAAACUUUCUGUUCUAUCCUGUUUUUGAAGCAUUUCCCAGAAGUUAAAAAAGAACACCUAAUUUAUCUGCCCAUUUUAAGAACCAAAUUUUAAAAAUGUGAACAAACUACUACACCAUUUACUGCGCACAAGAAUGAAGGGAGUUGGGUGUUUGUGAGGGUAGGAGGGUCACAGGAGAUUUCCAGGUCCCCUCACUUUCUAAACUUUCUAGAAUGCUGUUCGUUGUUUAAAUGUGGACUUUUAUCUUAAAUUUCCGAAUGCGCUUGUGUGUGUGUGUGCGUACGUGCUCCCGUGUGUGUGUGUGUGCUGUGUGUUCACAGGCGUGUGUGAGACACGGUUCACGUGAACGCGUCCCUGACCUCUGAUGGUGGACGCCACUCGGGCUCCUUGCUGGCCACCGGCAUGUAGACGUGGACGAGGGAGGGGCCCUGUCCUGCCCUGCACGCACCUGCUCAUUUUGAUGGAGAAACGAAACCUAACUGUCUACUAGUUUGAGGAAAUCGCACUGUCAAACCAACUGUUUGCCAGUUUUUUAUUUUUUCUCUUGCAAAAUCACCACAUGGCCGAUUGGUUAUGGCAGACACACUCCCGGCAAAUACGUCUGUGGCCAAUGUGCCAGCCACACACGCACAGCCUCAUGGGUCCCCAGGCCCCUGGUCUGUCCCUUCUUUGUCCAGGGUGGUCUCUGCUCCUUGCAGGGCAAGCCCCCAUCCCACCGAGGCUUGGAGGACGUGACUGGCCCCCGCCUGGCAGCAGCCGGGGGGACGCCAGGGCAAGGAACUUGGGGGCACUGGGAAGAGCCUGUAGGAGCAGAUGCCGCUGCCUGCCUGCGGCCCAGGAUGCCCGCCCUGCCCGCCUGCUGGGGGCUGGGGUCUGCGCGGGCAGCGUGUCCCUGGAGGUGUACAACUUCUGCUGGUGUUUGGAGGAGGGCAGGGGUGAACCCAGCAUGAUUAUUGCCACUCGGAUUUUCUCUCCUGGCCUGUCUGUCUCUCAACUUUUCUCCCUCCAGGCACACGAGGUGGGGUCCUGCCGACAGAGCAAACCAGCCAGCCAGCCAGCUGGCCUCCAGCUUAGACUCCUUUGCUGUGCUGUCCUGCCCCAAAGCAGGUACUUCUCUGGUCCAGCCUCGCAGUGAGUGGCUUUGGGGGAACCUGCCCAGGCCACGCCCAGGCCAAGAGGGGGACAGAUGCUCUGAGCUCUGAGAUCCACUCCCUCGGGGCUGCCCAGGGGUGAGGCCCUGCCUUCCAGCCCCCUUCUCACAAAGCUGAACUCAAGAUGAGUGCCAGGCAGGCAAGAGAGGGUCCGUCGGGGAGAGGAGAGCGCCGUCUCUGUCAGACGGAUAUCACAUCACUGAGAGAUCGAAGAAGUUUCAGAAAUGCGAAACAUGAUGGGAACAUCAAGUCACGUGCCAGGAUUAGCUGCAGACUGGGCGAGCAGAGAAUUCGUCAGCCGUCGAGAAGGGGAAAGGAUUGCUCUGACUGAGUGCAGAGACAAACCCGGUUGCCAUGGAGACUGGAUGGCUGUCAGGACAGCGAUUGGCUGGUGAGGGUGCAGGAUGUGGGAUCCCAGGGCUUCCUUGGAGCCCGAGCUGGUGCAGCCAGCAGACUGCACUGCGGAGCCCGGCGCCAGCAUGGACGGGGUGGACGUGUGGGCCAGCACCUUGGCCCAGCUGAUGGCCAAGAGGAAACCCCAGGACACCUGGGAGCUGCUGCCUGAGGAGAACCUGGCCUCCGGGCACAUGGAGAGUGGCGGUUUUCAGUACCGGCUGAGGGGGCUUUCCAGGCUGCAGUGUGGCCGCUGCCAGUGGGGCUGGUCCUCGGCGCACGUGCACAUCCUCUUCCACGUGUGGUUCCACCCGGCCAGCUGCCUGGGGCUGGUGAAGAUGCGCCUCUGGGGCCAGCGCUGCCGACUGUGCCCGCCGGGCUCCCAGGGGGCCUGCCAGGUGAGUCUCCUGAACGUGCGGCUCUUCCUCAACAAGCUGGUUCUGUUCAUCCUGCAGAAGUGCUACGGGGAGGGCCUCAGCGCGGACCAGUGCCCCGAGGUCUGCUUCGGCGAGCGCUGCGAGGCCUGCGACCUGGGGGUCUGCUUCUUCCAGAAGCCCCCAGACCCGGCCUGGGGGCCCGAGGUCCAGAGCCCCGGCUCCAUUAAGGGCAGGUACACCUUGUACGGGGGUGACGGCGUGGCCUCGGCCGCUGCCGGCAAGCAGCUGCUCAGCCUUGGCAGCGGGCCCGUGGUCGACCGCUCCCGGGGCUACACCCCCAACUCUAUCAGCAUCCCCCUGUCCGUGUCCGACUUUAUCAGGAACCCCGUGUCCGAGAGCAGCAACUUCUUUGAGCGCGACGACGACAUAGUCACGGUUCCUUUCUCCCUUGUGGAUGCGGGCAGGGACAGGGGGCCCGGUGCCGAUGCCAGGGGCGGUGUCGGCCCCAGGGGGGGCUCCCUCCCGGCGGCUGACCCCCGCGGGCCGCUCGUCAUUGGUAGGGGCUCCAUCUACUUGCCUGCCAAGCCCACGGCCCCGCCCAAGGGCAAAGGGCUCCCGGUGAACUUCAAGAGCCCCAUCUUCCACGGCCGAGGCCUCCUCAUCAACAGCAUCAGGCCCUUCCAGCUCAAAGGCUUCAUCUUCAAGGGCCGGGGCUCCAUCCCCAGCCCCACUGACACCGACCCGGGCGACCGGGGCCCUGCGGGGAGCAGCCGGUUGCCAGUGUCCUACAUCGUCGGCCUCACGGAUGACGGAGAGGGCUCCGUCACUUUCCCCUCGUCUUUGGCCAACAUCGUCAUAGAGGAGGACUCCUUCCCCAUCGUCAACGGCUCCGUCACCUUCCCCUUCAUCUUUACUGACGAAGGCACAGGCAAGGGUGCUUCUGCGGGCGUCACCCAAGGCAAAGAGGAGGGGGGCGGCGGCCAGGGCCCCGCCGUCGCUGGCCGGGAGCCCCCGCGGGGGCCCCACGCCCGCAGACCCGUCACCAUCAGCGAGGGCUCCGUCACCAUCCCCUUCUCGGUCUUCAACAUCAUAAAGUGUGUGGGCCCCAGCUCCACCGCCAGCGGCUCCCCGAGGGGUGGCCUGGCCCCCCGUGGCCAGUCCCAGAAGAGGAGGCGGCCGCGGGCCAGGCUGGGCAGGUCCUGCCCCGAGCCCGGCUGGGAGGAGGACUUGUGCCCCGAGGACGGCUGCUGCAGGCCCUGCUUCGACCCCUACGAAGAAGUGUGGAUCUGGGUGUCCAUGACCGUCUGCAUCCUGUGGAUUAUGUACCUGUACAAGUUCAGCCCCUGACGGCCAGGGUGAGGCCGACGCCCCCCGUCCAGUCCCCGCUGCGCCCCUCCAGCAGGGCCGCCCAGGCCGCAGAGCAAUGGGACCCCCGCCCCUGUCUGCACCCCCGGGCCCCCUGCCCCCCCUCCCUGCCCUCCCUGAGCUGAGUCCUCUGACAGCUGGUCCUUACCCUUCCCUCCCCUUCCCACUUCCGUGUGUGU